Beauveria bassiana ARSEF 2860 is the source of this 1779-nucleotide messenger RNA. RefSeq names its product pyranose 2-oxidase. Gene Ontology annotation, molecular function: oxidoreductase activity, acting on CH-OH group of donors. Bases 1 to 1779 code for a protein of 592 amino acids. The transcript has 7 exons. The record is from RefSeq and is a predicted model, not a curated record. Lineage: Eukaryota; Fungi; Ascomycota; Sordariomycetes; Hypocreales; Cordycipitaceae.
AUGGGUUUUGAACACGCGGCUGGGGGUCAAAAGGUUGUCCAUACCGACGUUCUUGUCGUCGGUUCGGGGCUAAUCGGGGCCGUGUAUGCCCGCACAAUCUCGGACGCCAUUCAAGACGUCAGGAUUUUAAUGGUUGACAUUGGCGAGCACCACAGGAAGAAUAGCGUCGCCGUCCAAAGGGAUCUAGCUCGAUUUGAAAGGUCAAUCUAUUCAGGGGGCUUGGAGCCCAUUGUCAGUGCCUUGCAGCGCAGCCUCGCAGCACCUCGAUCCGCUAAGCUGGCCCAAGAAUUCGUGAGCAAUCCCUUGCUGACCAACUCAUUUCAGGGCCAAUCAUUCACUCAUACUGUUCUUUCUUGCCGUCACAGAGACUUGCCCAACCCCAUUCACCACAACCCAGAUCAAGCCAUUCAUGAGAAUCUCCCCGCUGCCGUCGCUAUACGAGAAGUUGGCGGGAUGGGCAACUACUGGACAUGCUGCACUCCAGAACAACACCCCAUCUUGGAACGAUCAGACAUUUUCUCUGACAAGGAAUGGCAGCAGCUAUACCAUGAAGCCAGAGCUCUCUUCCACACCACUGAACAUGCCUUUGAUCACUCCAUGAGGCAAAAAAUACUCCAAAAGAAGCUUCGUCAGAGCUUCCCUAACAGAGAGUUCAAGGGAAUGCCUCUGGGCUGCCAGCCGAAUGAAUCCAACCCCGAAUAUGUCGAAUGGACCUCGACUGCUACCAUCCUUGGCGACUUGGCGCAGCCGAGCCCUGGCCAAAACAACUUUCAAGUUAAAUCGCAAUACUGCUGUACAAGACUGCACAUUGACUUUGCCCAAGGACGAGUUGUUGCUGCCGAGCUAAAGAAUUUAGUUGAAAACAGUAUUUUGCUUGUCAAGGCAAAGAAGUUUGUCAUUACUGCAGGGGCUGUUCUCAGCGCCGGCAUCUUGUUCCGCUCAGGAAUCAGACCCGACAACGGUUAUCCUGCCCUAGUAUGUUUGAUGGAUGAUCCCAGCGGUGACACGGCACGGCACGAGACGGGGGGCACUGACUCGCAGCAGGGCCAUUAUCUGACGGAGCAAAUCGUGAGCCUGUGUCAAAUCAGGCUAAACGCAGACCUCUUGCAGCCCAAUCCCGACGAUCCUGCCCACAAGAAGCACAAGAAGUCGUUCCCCAACGAUGCACUUGGCAUCCCUUUCAACGAUCCUGAUCCACAGUUGACGACCCCAAUGACGCUCGCUCGCCCAUGGCAUACUCAAAUUCACCGAGACGCCUUUGGCUACGGCUCUGUGCCGCGCGACAUUGACCAGCGCUUGAUUCUUGACCUGCGCUUCUUUACCCAUGUCGAGAUUGCCCAUCAUAACUGCGUCAAGUUUUCGGACAAGAUUUCAGAUAUUUUUGGCAUGCCUCAGCCGACCUUUCACUUUCAGCCUGGCGAGCAAGACGUGCAGCGCUCCCGGGACAUGAUGACCGACAUGGUGCGCAUCGCCACGAGCCUGGGCGGGUUCAUCCCGGGACAGGAGCCACGCUUCAUCCCGCCCGGCGCCGCGCUCCACAUCUGCGGCACGACCCGCGCGAGCCCUGUCGACGACGGAACAUCCGUCGUCGACAGGCACUCCAAGGUCUGGCGAAUUGAGAACCUCUUUGUCGGCGGCUGCGGCGUGAUUCCUACGCAGAACGCCACCAAUCCCACACUGACGGCAGCCUGCUUCGCCAUUGUCGGCGCCAGGAAGGUGGCGCAGGAGCUGAAGCAGAUGCGGCGAUUACAAACAGGGCUCGAACCUUCGAGGAUUUAG